CUAAUUGGAGAAGCAGUAUUUUACCGUUUGCGGUCAUACUAUCUGACAUUUUAAAAAUAUGUAGAUCAAAAUUAAAAGAAAAUAGAAAAUUCAAAAUUUUUUAUUAUAUGCGCAGGUGUAGGCGUGGUUGACCCCAGUAGAGAAAGAAAAGUUUUCCUCGUUAAGACAAUGGAGCUGACUGGCUGGGUAAAAAAUUACGAAUGGGGCAAAACUGGCAUUAGCUCUGCCGUUGCCCAGCUGGCAAUGGCAAACGAUCCGGAUUUUAUCCUGAAUGACAACGAAUCAUAUGCAGAAAUGUGGAUGGGCACACAUUUUUGUGGUGUUUCGAUUGUUAAGGAGACAGGAGAAACUCUUGACCGUGCAAUCAAGCUCCAACUGCCGUACCUGUUCAAGGUAUUGAGCGUCAAAAAAGCACUCAGUAUACAAGUGCAUCCAAAUAAAUGCGAAGCCGAGCGUCUGCACAAGGAGCGACCGACAAUUUAUAAGGAUGAUAACCACAAGCCGGAAAUGUGUAUUGCCCUAACACCCUUUUUAGCAUUGGUUGGAUUCCAACCGAUCGAUGACAUCAUCGAUAACAUUGACGAGUUCCAGCCUCUAUCCAAGCUCAUCGGCAAGGAGCUAGUUCAUCAACUGCACCAAAAGCGAGAUUCAGAAUGCUUAAAGAAUUGCUAUGAGAUCUUAAUGAAAUCCGAUGAAACCAAGAUUGCCGCGUGUCUCAAAGAGAUAGCCACAAACUACAAGAAAGAGCUCGAGAGCAAUGAAUUGUUGAGUGUAUUUACCAAGAUCAAUGAGGACUUCCCUGGUGACGUUGGUGUUCUAUCCCUAUUCUUUCUAAAUCUAGUCCGAAUGCAGCCUGGUCAGGCCAUAUUCUUGGGCGCCAAUGAGAUUCAUGCUUAUUUGGAUGGCGAAUGUGUGGAGUGCAUGGCCUGUUCUGAUAAUGUCAUUCGUGCGGGACUCACGCCCAAAUACAAAGAUGUCGAACAGCUGAUUGCAUCCGUGAUAUAUGAUGGCAAGCCUGCGCGAUGCAAGCUAUUUAUUCCGUAUCGCAUCGAUGAUUUCGUACAGGUGUUUGCGCCACCUGUUAACGACUUUGCCGUAAUGCACGUGGCUAUAAGGCACACCGUAGAUAAAUACAAACUAGAGAUUAAAGCAUAUGGAUCUAUCAUGUUGACGUUAACAGGUGUGCGGAUUGUUAAGCUAAACACCAAAGAUGGUCCCAAAGAAAUUACCGUAUCGCGCGGAAGCAUUGUCUACAUUCCAGUCGAGGCAGCGCCCGAAAUAGAAUUUUUGCACGGAGAAGACUGUGGAGAUGACUUUUCCGCUUACAUUGCAACAUAUAAUUAUUUUCGACUUGCGUAAAGAUUGUAAAUUGGUAGUGAUUGGUAAUUUGAAAUAAAUCAAACACACGUUUAAUUUUUAAAUUGUUGCAAUUUAUA
Drosophila hydei is the source of this 1436-nucleotide messenger RNA. RefSeq names its product mannose-6-phosphate isomerase (gene Mpi). Gene Ontology annotation, biological process: carbohydrate metabolic process; GDP-mannose biosynthetic process. Gene Ontology annotation, molecular function: zinc ion binding; mannose-6-phosphate isomerase activity. The record is from RefSeq and is a predicted model, not a curated record. The transcript has 3 exons. Gene Ontology annotation, cellular component: cytosol. The coding region runs from base 169 to 1359 and encodes 396 amino acids. NCBI's taxonomy places the organism in Eukaryota, Metazoa, Arthropoda, Insecta, Diptera, Drosophilidae.